ACACGUGAUCGCCUCGGAGGAAGUUUCAUUUGCGAAUUUGGAGUGGACGUGCGGAAAUUAUGAGUCAUUUUGUAGUUCCCCUAAAAUGAUCUAAGUAUUUCUUAAGCUACAAAGUAAGACUUCCCCAAAUUGACUCUUCAAAGGUGGUGUUAUAGUUCUGUCGUAACGAGUUUUGGGCCGGAAACUGUGUGGGAAAAUCGUCAGUAAUUUUUUUGAGGACGACAAGAGAAAACGUUUCACAGGCUCCCAUUCGAUAAAAUGGCGGAUGGGGAAAUGGACGCUGCGGAGUUGAAGCAUAUGAUCAUGACCUUCAGAGUGUCUGAACUGCAAGUGUUGCUGGGAUACGCUGGCCGCAACAAGAGUGGUCGGAAACAGGACCUCAUGACGCGCGCCCUCGGCCUGGUUCGGAACGGUUGCAGUCUGCCGAUCCAGUUGAAAAUCAAGGAGCUGUACCGGAGGCGAUUUCCGCGCCGUGUGAACUUGAGCCCCAGCCAGCCCAGUAAUUUGUCACACUCAAGUUCAAACAGUAACCCCAGCCCCUUAGAGGCCGCACUGACCAGUAUAAGUCACCAGGCAGAGGCACAACGACUCUUCCCCAACCACAUCCAAAGCAGCAGCCUGCCUCCACAUCUACCUCCUGUGCACCCAGAUGUCACACUCAAGAGACUGCCUUUCUAUGACAUCAUCGAUGAACUCAUCAAACCAACAAGUCUAGUGCCAAGAGGAAACAGCAGGUUUCAAGAGACAUACUUUGUUUUCCAUCUGACACCCCAGCAAGCUGCACACAUCAAUUCAUCAAGGGAUUGCAGGCCAGGUAUGAAGCCAGAGUACAAUGUGCAGGUGCAGCUGAGGUUCUGUCUGCUGGAGACCAGCUGUGAACAGGAGGACCACUUCCCUCCCAGCAUCUGUGUCAAGAUCAACAGCAAGCUCAGUCCACUCCCUGGUUACAUCCCACAGCAGAAAGCAGGGGCUGAACAGAAACGUCCCAGUCGACCAAUCAACAUCACUAACCUGUGCCGCAUGUCCCCCACAGUCCCCAACCACGUCAACAUCUCCUGGGCUCCUGAGUACGGCAGGGGUUACACAGUAUCAGUGUAUCUGGUUCGGCAACUGUCAGCCAGUAUCCUCCUGAACAGGCUGAGAGGUCAUGGCAUCAGGAACGCUGACCACUCCAGAGCCAUGAUAAAAGAGAAGCUACAGCAUGAUCCAGACAGUGAAAUUGCCACCACAAGCCUAAGAGUGUCUUUGCUAUGUCCCUUGGGCAAAAUGAGAAUGACCAUCCCCUGCAGACCCAAAAACUGCACACAUCUUCAGUGCUUUGAUGCUUCACUGUACCUUCAAAUGAAUGAGAAGAAACCUACAUGGAUAUGUCCUGUCUGUGAUUCUAAGGCGCCCUUUGAUGACCUGAUUAUUGAUGGGCUGUUCACAGAGAUUCUACAGAGGACGUCGUCAGAGCUGAAUGAGAUCCAGUUCUUCGAGGAUGGAUCCUGGCACUCCAUCAAGCCACAGAGGGAAACCUGCCUGGUAACAACACCAACAAAGUCCAUGGCAGAAGACCUGAGCAUGGCGUCAGCCUCUGCGUCUACGUCCCAGGACAGACAGAAGUAUGAGAUCAUCGACCUCACGCUGGACGACAGUUCUGACGAGGACGACGAUGACUCGGUCAUCCCCACCACCAAAGACACUGGCACUCCUCAGCUAGUGCCGUCACCAGCUCCCAGGGCACACAGUAGGUCCAUGUUGGAUUCCCGACAGCCAUACGCGAUGCCGAUGUCGUCUUCAGACUUCAUGCCAUCCUACCCGAUGCCGCCACUACCACCCGAGUUCCAGGGCAUGCCGGGAUUGGACCUACUGUCUCUGCUGCAAAAUGACAGCCAGCACGAGUCUCAUCAUAUGCCAGGCCUGGAUCUGUUGUCAUUAUUGCAAAAUGACACUCAGUUUGGGCAGCCGCUGUACCUGGACCCCCUGAGCAGCAGUAGCGGAGGCAGCAGCAGUCGCUCCCACAGUACGGGACAGCCGGACGUCAUAUCGCUAGAUUGACUAGCACGCCCUUUCCAAGUCAAAGUAGAGGCCCAGCCUCCAAACACCACCUACAAUGGCUACAGGUACAGCUAUGGCUAUCCUCCAUGGAGAUGACAUGCUGAACCCGUGCCAAAAGAAAAUAGACCUUUUCAUGGAGCCCACUGCAUGCUCGGAGAUGCAGGGCACUAUGGGUAGCUAAGGAGGCAAACAAAAUAAUAGCCAUGAUAACAUAAACUAGACUGAAUGCAGUACACUUGCACAGUAUAUGCAUUAACAUGGGAAUGGUGUUGUUUGCCUCAAGCCAUCCAUAGUGCUUUGUCUCCUAGCAUACAUAUGGAGCCAUGAAAAGGCCUGUGCCAGACUAGAACAAAGAGGAAUGCAAAGUUGGAUGUCAUUACCAGUCAUUGUGAAACCAAACCAAACCAAACCAAACCAUGUCCUGAUGUUUACCUAUUACAAAAGUUCAUUAUUUUGUACCAAUUGUCAGCAAUUUAUUCUUUAGACAUUCACAAAAAAAUCAGACUAUGUAAUUCAAGUUACAACAACUUUGCAUUCCUCUCCAUGCUCACACCAAAUAUGACAAUUUAGGGAGCAGUGAAAUUGUAAUGUCAUACAAAUGGAUAUGCCAUAGUUGGAAGUGAAAUUUCUUUUCCUGUAAACAUUUACAUAAGAUCUACAUUUGUAAGCAUGGUCAUGGUAGAAAGUUGCUCAUGGAGGAUGUAAGUUAUCUCUUCAGGACAAUGUCUCGGGUUCUGAUCAGAAGUGAAAACAUUUAGUGAGACAAAUGUUAGGUGUGAGCAUGGUACUAGUAAUAAUGAGGUGGUGUUUGGGCUCUUUGGAUCUCCAGGCUCCUGAACAUGCAAUACUCAUUCUUACUUUAGAACCACUGUAGGCUGUUUUACUACAUGUACAUUAACAUGAGCAAUGGUAUGUAGACUUUGUCAUAUUUUACUUGAGAUGCCAAAGAAACUGAUGCAAUGUGUUAAAAUGAUGCAUUCAACAGUGUUUAUCAGGAUUUAAUAACUAGAGAAAUAUGUGCAACAGUAUAUAAUCUUUAUAUAAGUGUUAUAUAAUGCAGUACCAAACGUCAUACAUUAAACAAUGUAAAUGGCACACAUUUUACAAUUACCGGUAUUGCAUGUUCAAAAGCCCCUUUGCUUGGAAACUAGGCGGAAUACAUGUAUUGUCCAUAUCAAAUACAAAACAAUAGAAGUAUUUAUUUUUGUACAGUAUGACAAUGAAAUUUGUACAGACUAUUUCAGUAUUGUUGUCUGUGGGAAUAUCUGAUGUAACGGGUGUUCACUAAGUAAUCAUGUAAAUUUAUUAUGUGAAGAAUGUAUUUUAUUAGAUUAUAGAAGGUGAAAUAGUUCUUGUGUGUGUUUAGCUCAAUUGACUUGUCACAUUCAAUACGUUCAUUUUAUAGAUAGUUUUCCUCAGUGUUACCUAAGAUUGCAUCCACCACAAAGGUGACCGAAGUAUUUGUUUGAAAGUUAGUUCGUCUUUGUUGGUAGAAUUCAUUGGAUCUUGAGAAAACUGAGACAGCCAGCACAAAGAAUAGGAAGUACCCAAAUCUUCAGUGGUACAACAACACCAGUCUUUCCCAAGGAAUGAGCAAAUCCACUGCUUCUAUGAUGUCACUUUAUGCAGGUUGUGAACACCUGUUGUGUUGAGCCGUGGAUCAAAUGUACCAGAAAGUUUGUG
Molecule: messenger RNA, 3723 nt
Organism: Branchiostoma belcheri (Belcher's lancelet)
Lineage: Eukaryota; Metazoa; Chordata; Leptocardii; Amphioxiformes; Branchiostomatidae
Product: E3 SUMO-protein ligase PIAS2-like
Exons: 14
Coding region: 259-2040 (593 amino acids)
Biological process (GO): protein sumoylation; regulation of transcription by RNA polymerase II
Molecular function (GO): zinc ion binding; SUMO ligase activity; transcription coregulator activity
Source: RefSeq, a predicted model, not a curated record